This is a messenger RNA of Brachypodium distachyon (stiff brome), 8688 nucleotides long. RefSeq lists its product as uncharacterized. The transcript is spliced from 21 exons. Gene Ontology annotation, molecular function: histone binding; ATP binding; ATP hydrolysis activity. The coding region runs from base 209 to 8299 and encodes 2696 amino acids. NCBI's taxonomy places the organism in Eukaryota, Viridiplantae, Streptophyta, Magnoliopsida, Poales, Poaceae. Gene Ontology annotation, cellular component: chromatin; nucleus. The record is from RefSeq and is a predicted model, not a curated record. Gene Ontology annotation, biological process: chromatin remodeling; negative regulation of transcription by RNA polymerase II.
GUCAGAGAGUGGAGGGCCUUCUCCUCCUCGUGCUUCUUUCCCGGAGCUCGACUCAAAACCCCGUCGCGGCAUCCCCUCGCCGUCGCCCCCCGUUGCGAUCGCCGCGUAAACCCUAGCUAGCCUCGCCGCCUCCGCCUCCGUCGCUGCGAUCGGCCCGCGCGACCACAUUCGUCGCGCCGCCACCCACCCAACCCAAGGGAGGGCCGGAAUGGGGAACUCCCCGCCGAGAACACGGCCGCCGGGAGGAGAUGGGAGCGGCACGCCGGAGGGAGACGUGUCACCCAGCAAUGCGCCUCCUGUGGCUGCUUCUUCUUCUGGACGCCCCCCAGCGUCGUCGCCGACGAGGAACGCUGCGAGCGGGGCCGCCGCUGCGGGUGCUGCUGCCCGCUCGUCGCGUCUUGGGAGCAUGCCUCGUGGUAGGCCUGCUUCUGCAGGUCCAGCGGCCUCGCUGUCGGCGUCGAGAACCAUUGUGAAGAGAGCCUCCAUGCGUGAUGCUCGCUUGCCGCCGGUGCAUCCUGGCGACGGACCUCGCACGCCUGCUGCAUCUGGAGGUCCCGCAGCCUCGCCAUCGGUGGUGAGAAGCAGUGCGGAUGGGUCCACGGUGGGUGCUGCUCACUUGCCGCGGGGACGACCACGCAAGAUGCCUCUUUUGCCUGCGUCUGGAGGUCCCGCUGCCUCGUCGUUGGCGGCGAGAAACAAUUCGAACGGGGCAGGUGCCAUGCCUGCUUCUGGAGGCCCUGAAGUCUCGCUGUCGGCGACAAGAAAAAAUGUGAACGGGGCCGCGGUGGACACUCCCCGCUUGCCGCAGACGCGUCCUGGCAAUGCACCUCCUCGCGCGCCCGCUUCUGGAAGUCCCACAGCCUUGGUGUCGGCGACGAGAAACAACACAAAGGGUUCUGUGGCGGGCACUCCCCACUUGCCAACGUGUGGAGGACCUGGCUUGUCAGUUUUGACGUCAAGUCGGAAUGCACCCAGUCCUAAUCAGGAGAGAUGUUCCACAAGCCUUGGAAAUGUGAUGACACCCCGUUCUGACAUACAACAGAAUGGAGCAGCAGAGGAAACGCAACAUGGAGUGCCGAAGACGAGUAAGAACAGUGCUUCCAAUGCUUUGUCUAGAGACUCAACGAGAAGUACUUGCCCCAACACUAGCUCUAAGAAGGGCACAGAAGAGCUAACGAGUGAGAAUGGGAAUGUUAGCAAUCCAUCAAAGAAGCGGAAAAGAUUGAAUGGAAAAAAAUACCUAAAGUUAUUCAGGGUAGGCGUAAGAGCGAAAUCCACAGAUGCGGUUGUUGCUACUCGUGAUAGGGUGGGCAAGGAAAGCACUUCCGGACAGCAUGUGGCAGACAGCAACUUUGCGUUUGUACAGCCACGUAAAAAUACCAACAUGUCUCCACAGAAUGUAGCAGCUACAAGCAACCUUGCAGUGGAGGCUAGCGAUCAACCCACUGGACCUGCAAGAGGAAGUUGUCUACCAUCAAUGCAAAGUGUGCCAAUCUCUCCUCUUCAUUACGGAGAGCCCAAAAGUAAGUUUGGAGAUGGCGAAUCCAUUGGCAUUCUUAAAGAAGAUUCAGCUUCAGGACAAUUCAAGGUGACCCCAUCUGAUGAAACAGAUGGUAACUCCAACAUAUGCGUUCCUUGCGGAACUCCAGGAACUCUUCGGUAUUGUCAUGGGAAAGGUUGCAAAAAUAGAUACCAUCCCCCCCCUUGUAUUGAUCCUUCCCAGGAAGAUUUGUAUACUGGAAUUUUGUUCUGUACCAACUGUACGGGAAAGAGGUUCCACUUUGGUUUACAUUAUAUUGUUGAUGCAAUAGAGUCUGUUUGGGAUGUCAAGGAGAUUGAGGGAAUGCAGAAUAGCAAGGAAUAUCUUGUUAAAUAUAGGAAUCUGGCCCAUGUCCAUAAUCGAUGGGUUCCAGAAGAUGAUAUUAAUGCCACCCUGGGAGGUCCUGAGCUUAUUUCCUUUUUUAAUAAGAGGAAUCAUACCGAAAAGACAACUUUGAAGCCGGAAUGGACUAUGCCACACCGUCUGCUGAGGAAGAGGCUUCUUAUGCUCCCCAAAUUAACUGAUGGUUUCUCUUGUUCAUCUGGUGAUACUAAUUCAUAUUGUACCGAAUGGUUAGUUAAAUGGAGGGAUCUUGGCUAUGAUCAUGCAACAUGGGAACUAGAGACUUUAAGCUGUUUAUGUACGCCUGAGGCUGACAAACUUAAAGAGAACUAUGAGCACCGCUGCGAAGCUGCAAAACAGUUAUCUACUCCCAACAAAACAAAGAAGGUUAAGCAAAACCCAUUUCAGAAACUUCAGAGCUUACCAGAUGGGUGCCAUCCUGAUUUUGACCAUGAUCAUUUGUGUUCUAUCAAUCACCUUCGAGAGUUCUGGUACAGAUCUCAUGGUGGUGUUCUUGUUGAUGAUAAGGAGUGUGUAUCAAAGACCGUCUUAUUCACAAUGUCUGUAUUGCAUGACGUCUGCCAACCUUUCCUAAUUGUCACAACUCCUCAUUCUCUAUCCUUAUGGGAGGAUCAGUUUGAUAAAUUGGCACCAUUGAUCAAUGUUGUUGUGUAUGAUGGGGGGAAAGACAAUCUCAAAUUAAUCCGAGAUUUGGAAUUCUAUGAUAAGAGAGGCUGCACUAUGUUGCAAGUUCUCUUAUCCCAUCCUGAUGCUAUCUUAGAGGAUAUUCAACCUAUAGCGCGCAUUGGUUGGGAGGCAAUCAUAGCUGAUUGUUAUGAAAACUCAGCUCCAGAAUAUCUCGAACAGCUGAAGCAACUUUCUACUGAUUUUAGAUUGUUGCUUUUGAGCUCCUCAAUCAAGGACAAUCUACCUGAGUACAUGAAAUUGCUAGCUUUCCUUACUGUAGAGCAAGAAAAUGGUGAUUACAUUGACACUACUGAAUCUGAUGGCCUUUUGAUGUCAGAAAUAAGAUUCAGUAGUCAUAUUGCAUAUGAUCAGCAAACAAAUUCAUCAAAAUAUUUGGAGCACUGGGUUCCUGCUGUCAUUUCACAAAAGCAGUUAGCGAUUUAUUGCUCCACAAUGCUUUCAUAUUCAUCUGUCCUCCAGUCGCAGAGGGAAACUGAUAGUGUUGGAGCUCUUCGCAGCAUUCUCAUAUCUCUCUCAAAGUGCUGUGAUGACCCAUAUCUCGUUGGUGAAUUCCUGGAAAAGCUACCCGUCAACAACCAUGAACGAAUGGAAACUAUAGAUGCCAGAGUGCACUCAUGUGGCAAGCUGCUACUCCUUGAAAAAAUGCUUAAAGAGAUAAGGAACAACAGGUUAAGAGUCAUUAUUCUUUUUCAGUCUGGUGGAGCAGCUGGAAACCCAAUAGGCGAUAUUUUGGAAGGUGUUGUGCAUCACAGAUUUGGCCGAGAGUCAUAUGAACGUUUUGAAGAUAGGCCAGCAAGGGAAAAGGAGGCAGUUGCUAUCUUCAAUGACAAGUCUAAGGGGAGAUUUGUUUUUCUAAUUGAAAGUCGUUCAUGCCUCUCAAACAUUGAGCUGUCAUCUAUCGAUGCCAUUAUCAUAUAUAACAGUGACUGGAACCCACUAAAUGAUCUGAAGGCUCUUCAAAAAAUCAAAAUAGAGUCUCGAUUUAAGUAUGUGAGCAUUUUUCGCUUAUAUACUCCUUUCACGAUGGAGGAGAAGAGGCUUGUGCUUGCAAAGCAGGGCAUGCCUAUUACCAACAUCCAGGAUAUAACUUGUACUUUAAGCCAUUCCUUGAUCAGUUGGGCUGCAUCAUUUCUCUUCACUAGACUUGAUGAGCUUCAGCAAGAAAACUAUGCAAGUAAAAGUUCUGAAAGGGACACACACUUCAUGGAUAAAGUAAUUUCAGAGUUCUUAACAAGAUUACCGACAAAUGUUGAAGACAACACCAAAUUAAAAAUCGCGUCCAUAUCAAGAGCUAAUAUGAGUGGGAAGUAUUAUUCAAGAAACAUUACUCUAAUAGGGGAAAAGGAGAGAAUCCCUGCACUGGAUGGAGAUCCAGCUAAAUUUUGGUUACAUUUACUGGAUGGGAAAUCCCCUUGUUGGAGCUAUAUAUGUGAGCCAUCUCAAUCAAGCUGCAGAAUGUUACAGAACAUGGAAGAGUCAGCCAAAGUUACUGCUGAAGAAACUGGUGAAGCCAGAAGGAAGCGUAGAAAGAUUGAUGAAAUUCUUAGUCCAUUUUCAAGAAUUAUAUCUGACAGCGGACAUAAUGAUACAUUCCCUGCAGAUCAAGCUAGAUCGCGCCCUGCUGUUCAACCGCUUGGUGAGAUACAACAAAAUUUAGGGGUGAAAAAACUGAUGAGCACACCCAAGAAUCUGCACCUCAAACUUAAGCAAGAGCUGUCAAAGCUAAUUAAGGUGCUACAACUGCCGGAUAAUGUAAGAUUAAUGGCCGAACAGUUUCUUGAGUAUUUGUUGAAGAAUCAUCUAGUUACACUAGAGCCAGUGGACAUAUUGCAUGCAUUCAACAUAGCCUUGUGCUGCUGUGCUGCUUCUUUUGUUAAGUAUCAGUUGGAUCAGAGAGAGUCACUCGCCCUUGCUAAACAAUGCUUGAGUUAUGAGUGCAAUGAAGGGCUUAUAGCAUUUAUGUAUAUAAAAUUGAGGGUCAAUUUUGAGGGACGGAAUGAUGAGUGUCAUAUUGUUGAAAGUUCUGUGCCAGAUUGUCAGCCGCCAUCAAAUGACGGAUUGUUGAUGGAAAUUACAACUGUACAAAAUACAGUUCCGUCAGAGCCCAUCUCUGCACAGGCAAUGCAAAAUGAGCCAGUCAAAACUUCUGUGGAUUCUGGCAGGGGACUAGCAUCAGAUCCUGUUGAUUUAACAGAAAAUGGCAUCCACUGUAGUUCUGAUGGCAUUGGUUUACCAAGAGCUGGUUGUUCACCAAGUGUUAUUCCCGCAAAUGAUGAUUCAAUUGGUCAGGAAUCUCUAACUGGUGAGCAUAGAAAUACUGAACAUGUUGAGAGAGACAAUAUUGCUAACCCAAGUAUGUUGCUGGGAGGUACAGUUUCUGUUGUUAAGGUUGUUAGUGCAAGUAAUGACGGCACUCUUGACACAGACCAAGUCUGCUUGGAGCUGCCAAUUUUGGCUUCUUCACAAAGUCCCGAGACCUUGGUUGAAACUCAGGCUGAUCUAUCAAGUAUGUCUCCCCAGCAAAGCAUAGAGCUGUCAGCUCAACAAAAUGUGGUGUUUUCACAGCGUUCACCUGCUGAAGAAGAACUGUCAGGUUUGUUGGAAACACAGGUGAAUCAGGAUUUGCAACUUGAAAUUCAACCGUCAAUGUUACUUUCGGACAACUCUCCAAUUCAAAGGAUGCACUCUAAUGACAGGAGCCAAACAUGUUGCGAACCAGAUAGAUCAACUAGUUUGUCACAGGGAGGUGCAGCAACUUCUGACCAUUUAGGUGAACUCAGAAUGCAAGUUAAGGCAAAAAACGAUGACAAUAUUGCUGCAGAUACAGUGCAGUCAGGCUCUCCAACUUACACUGCACACUGCGCAGUUACUUCUGAAGUUGAAAUUCAGAUUUGCCAAUCAAGUAUGCCUGCGGAACAAAGUACAUUUCUGCCUGCGGAACAAAGCACAAGUCUGCUUGCCCAACAAAGUUUAGCAACUUCGCGACAUACACCAGCAGAAGCAGAACCAGCAGGUAUUCUGGGGACAGAAGCAGCUUGGGAUUUGCGGCCUGAAGUGCAACCAUCAACCUCAAUGCGGGAUUCUCCUGGAGAGGCAGCGGGAGCAGGUAUCUUGUGUGUCAUAGCAGCUCAGGAUUUGCAGCCUGAAAUGCAAUCAUCAACCUCAACCCAGGACGUUCCGUUUGAAAGAUCUUGUCUGUCUGGCAUGCCUGAGCUACAAAGUUUGACUGUCCAUCAAAGCGUAGAACCUUCACUGGAUCCAGAUGCAGGAUUGGAAUCAUUGCACGUGUCGGGAAUGGUGACAGCUCACGAUCUACAGCAGGAAGUACAGCAAACAUCAGCUUCAAUGCUUGCGGAACAAAGCACAAGUCUGCCUGCCCAACAAAAUUUAUCAACUUCGCGACAACCACCAGCAGAAGCAGAACCAGCAGGGAUUUUGGGCACAGAGGCAGCUUGGGAUUUGCAGCCUGGAGUGCAACCAUCAACCUCAAUGCAGGAUCAACCUGCAGAGGAAGGACAAGCAGGUAUCUUGGGUGCCACAGCAGCUAGGAAUUUGCAGCCUGAAAUGCAAUCAUCAACCUCUACACAGGAUGUUCCAUCUGAAAGGACUUGUCUGCCUGGCAUGGCUGUGCUACAAACUCCAACUGUCCAUCAAAGCGUAGAACCUUCGCUGGAUCUACAUGCAGGAGUAGAAUCGGCACAUACGUUGGGAAUGGUGAUAGCUCAUGAUCUUCAGUCUGAAAUACAAUCAUCAGACUCAAUGCCUGAGGAACAAAGUAUUCUGCCUGCCCAACAUAUUUUAGUAACUUCCCGACAUCCACCGACAGAAGCCGAACCAGCAGGGAGUUUGGGCUCAGAGGCAGCUCAGGAUUUGCAGCCUCUAGUGCAAUCUUCAACCCUAAUGUGUGAUCAACCAGCAGAAGCAGAAGGAGCAGGUAUCUUGGGUGCCGUGGCAGCUCAGGAUUUGCAGUCUGAAAUGCAACCAUCUACCUCAAAGCAGGGUGUUUCAUUUGAAAGAACUUGUUUGCUUGUAAUGGCUGUGCCACAAAGUAUUCCCAUCCAUCGAAGCGUAGAACCUUCACGAGAUCCACAUGCAUCACAUACGUCUGGCAUGGUGGCAGCUCAUGAUCAGCAGUCUGAAACACAACUGUCAGUCUCAAUGCAGGAUCGACCUGCAGAAGAAGGACUAGAUAUGUUGGGCACCACUGCAGCCCAAGAUUUGCAGCUUGAAAUGCGUUCAUCAACCACAGAUCAACAGGUCCCACAUGAAAGAACACACUCUGAAGAAAGGAGACAGGUUGAUUUUCAGCCAAAUAUGGCACCGCGUCCUGGGCAGCCCACCGGACUCCCUCAUGUCACAACAUUAGUGUUUAACAAUCCAAUACUUAGUGAGGAGCCGCUGAAAAAUGAGUUGGACAGGUUCAACCAUUGCUACACUUCGCUUUCUGAACACUUUGAACAGAAGAAAUCACUGCUUCUAGAAGAUUAUCGGAAAGUUCUAGAAGAUCUUCGGAAAUUAGAGAACACUUUUCUCCAGCAAAAGAGUGAGCUUAUUGAUUUGUACAUGAAAGUUUGUGCAAACCAAUCAGUAGCUGAGAACUUUCGAAGGAUGUUCACACCAUCAUCUGCAUCUCAAGGAAGAUCCUUGAACCCUGUAAUGGAGCAGCAACUUGACUCUUCUUCAGCCACUCAAACCUCAGUAUCACCAGUUACCUCGUCAUCAGGCAUUCUACUGCCAGUGUCUCAUUCAGCUCCAUCAUCGUCACGGACUGCCCAACUACAACCGGCUAUACCUAGCAAUCUCUAUGGAGCCACAUCAUCACCUUCUGUUCCAGUUCCAGCAUCUGUGCCGCAUGGAAGCUAUGGAUCCACAUCCACCGGAGCACAACCAUGUGCUGUCCAACCGCAACCAAUCUUACCCGGCGAUCCCUAUAGAACAGUGGGGCAUUCUAUGAUGACUUAUCUGCCACAUGGUAGCUACAGAUCUGCUGGAGCACAACCACAUGCUCCCGCACCUCAUCUCCAGCAGCUCAGUAUGCGAUUACCAUAUCCAUAUGCCACUCACGCAAACCAGCAGCACGUCUCUGCUACUCCAGUGGGGGCUAUAUCAUGGGAACAGUAUGCUGCUGGUAUGACGGGAAACUUUGCAGCGACAAGUUCGCAAGCAAGUGGUUGGCAAGAGUCCAUGGCGAACUUUUUGCGGUCAUCCAGUUCAAAUCCUCUUCCCAUGGCAGCCACCCAGCAAUCAUCAGAUCCCAACAUAGUCUUGGGCAGCACCACAGCUCCGCUGAAUUCAGCACAAGGAAGCCAGCAUGCUCCAAGUUUAGUUCACCAUCCAAUAUCAUCAGCUUCACGGUUACGCCCAGCUCACCCAGAAUCCUUGCUACCAUCUGGUUGGCGAGAGUCCAUGGCGAACUUUUUGCAGUCAUCUAGUUCAAAUCCCCUUUCCAUGGCAGCCACCCAACAAUCAUCAGAUCCCAACAUAGUAUUGGGCAGCGCCACAGCUCUGCUGAAUGCAGCAGCAGGAAGCCAGCAUGCUGGUGCUCAAAUAGCUGGUGACACUGGUGCUCAAAUAGCUGGUGUCACCGGCUCCCAAUCGGCAUUACCGAAUGCGCAUCUGCCAGCUAGGCUUGGUCUGACUGGCAGUCCUGCAGACACAAGUGCCAGUCCAGCAGUCGUGUGCCUAUCCGACGACGAUGAUGAACAGUAGCGACAGCCGACUUGCAGAUUAUUACUACUACUACUACAGUAGCUGGACGUUUUGAGUUAGAAGUCGAAGAGAUGGACAGUAAACCGAAAACCAAGGCGGGACAAACAUGGUGGUAACGGUAGAUACCAGUAGCAGCACCGAACCAAUCUGUUUUGCUUUUUUAGACAGGGGAGAUUUUGUUCCUCUCCCCACUUUAUAGCACCAAUCUGAAACCUCAUUUUGUAGAAGGGAGUGUCGUUUAACUCAGUUGGUUUACCUGUAAGCUGUGACGAGAGCUUAGGCUGCCGGUGGUACUUUUGGCAUGUGGUGGUACACAAACUACACAUCUAGUUCCUGUUGCUGCAAGGUGUUUUGUUUUUGUUUCGCUUGGGAAUGAAUGAGUUUUGACC